AUGUUCAAGCUCUUGUUCAUUGCAGCUCUUGCUGCCCUCGGCAUAUGCCAGUAUUCCUCGCCAUCUAACUCAUUCAACUCAUCCAUCUACGAAAACCCGAUCUUGCAGGGCGUAGGAGCGGAUCCUGACGUGUUGACAGACUGGAACAAUGCCGAGUCCAAGCUUGUCUUCCAGCCUCCGCCAGGCAUGAACUACUCAACUGAUCUGUGGGCACCCGAGAUUCAUGAGAUUAAUGGCAACUGGUACGCCAUCUUCACGGCCGAUCCUCGCAACGACUCUCCUCCUCCUGAAGUGGAGAUGUGGUGUGAGUAUAACUGCCCUGCCGUCCACCACCGCAUGUACGUGGUCGAGGGCAAAGGCUCCAACCCUUGGGACGCCCAGUGGGAAUUCAAGGGAGAGCUCAACACGUACGAUCAGUUCGCAAUUGAUGGAACAUAUUUCAUUCACGGGCCUCAAAAUGAUCUAUACCACGUGUAUAGUUGCUGGUAUCGCCAGUACGACGGAUGGCCAGCCAAUCUCUGCAUCACGAAGAUGGAAAAUCCGUGGACCGUCUCAUCACCGUUUUCAGAACGCCAAAUCAUCUCCGUCCCAGAAUACCCCUGGGAGAAGACACCGUUCGGUCGCGCAAGCAACGAUCGUCUGUCUUCCAAUGAAGGUCCCCAGCAACUCACCAACCCCAAGACUGGUCAAAACUUCAUCAUUUACAGCGCUGGACGUUCCGAUACCCGAAACUACUGCCUGGCCCAGCUCGAGCUGGUUGGAGAUGACCCAAUGAACCCAAGCGAUUGGCGCAAACACCCAUAUCCCGUCUUUUAUCAAAACCCAAAGGAGGAGGUGGGUGGGGGUCGGCCGUAA
Parastagonospora nodorum SN15 is the source of this 855-nucleotide messenger RNA. RefSeq lists its product as hypothetical. Lineage: Eukaryota; Fungi; Ascomycota; Dothideomycetes; Pleosporales; Phaeosphaeriaceae. Bases 1 to 855 code for a protein of 284 amino acids. Gene Ontology annotation, molecular function: hydrolase activity, hydrolyzing O-glycosyl compounds. Gene Ontology annotation, biological process: carbohydrate metabolic process. The record is from RefSeq and is a predicted model, not a curated record. The transcript has 2 exons.